UCUAGUUAGAGUUCAUCAAACUCCAAUUAUUUCGAAAGAAAAAACAGAAAGUAUUACCUGCCGCAAUAUAUGGACAGUUUACAUUUUGUGUCACCUCAGCCCUACACGAUGGGUGACGGAAUAUCUGCAGUAGCGUGUUUCUCUAUGACAACAUUGCUAGUUGUGUCUUUGGCAAAUCUAAUUUUGCUAGUCUUCAUGAUUAUGGAAUCCAGAAAAAGGUGCGGUGAAGACUUUAAUGACAGAAUCUUUAAAUCCAGCGCUUUGCAAAGCAAAUUCUCCUCAUUGGUUGACGCAAAGAACCGCAGGGAAACUCCUAAAUUCAUGGCAGCGCUGGUACUAUUGAAAUCUGGUACCAUGGUGCUUAUUUGUGGUACAGUAAUAAUCAGUAGAUUCUGGGUUUUAACGUCAGCAAGGUGUUGCGAGACAGUCAAGGUUUAUUCGUUUGAACGAUUAAAAAUUGUCAGUAAUGCUGAUAAUUGGAAGAAAGGAAAAUCUCACUCCGUAGAGAAUUUGAUGCGCCAUGGGAAUUUCAGUUUGAAAAGUUUCUCGCAUGACGUUUGUCUCAUUAAAGUUGGAUCGCCAUUUAAAGAGAUUUAUGAAACUCCAGGAACUCUAGCCAGUUUUAGAUAUGCAUAUCUUCAGGAUACCUCAGCGACCACAAUAGGUUGGAUGACAGGAAAAACUCAAACAAGCAACAGAUUAUAUUUCACCAAUGUGAACUUGAUUUCAUUCCAUCGUUGUCAAACUUUGAUUAAAGAUGAGAGAGUCGAUGAAUCAAUGAUUUGCGCUUACAAUCUGGAAAAUAUCAACUGCAACUUCGAUUCUGGCGGUUCGUUGGUCCAGAACAACGUAAUCAUUGGAAUGGCAUCAUUCGAAUCCCAUUGUAGCAAUAGAAACAGUCCUAGAGUGUUCACUAGAAUUUCGUAUUUUCAAAAAUGGAUACAAUUGGUUGAAAAUCAGAAUGGUGUAAAAAUUUAUGCAAACUUUAAACCAUAAAUCAUAAGUUACAAAUUGGGACCCAGCUAAAUGAGGCAAAUUAGGUAUUUUUCAAACCAC
Messenger RNA from Sitophilus oryzae (rice weevil), 1056 nucleotides. Its product is annotated as trypsin-like. Gene Ontology annotation, molecular function: serine-type endopeptidase activity. The record is from RefSeq and is a predicted model, not a curated record. Lineage: Eukaryota; Metazoa; Arthropoda; Insecta; Coleoptera; Curculionidae. Gene Ontology annotation, biological process: proteolysis. Bases 70 to 996 code for a protein of 308 amino acids. The transcript is spliced from 4 exons.